AUGACUUAUCUUGGACAAGCAUUAGUAUUAAUACUACUUUCUUUUGUUCCAUCCUUUGGAUUCGCAAUCCGAUCAUUAUCUUUCCCGAAUGAUAAUACUCGUUUUUCAGGAUACAAUGAAGCUCCGAAAUUUUUAAAUCGACACGAAUGCUUGGUGAAGAGCAGUUCAUAUUCUGUAUGCGAUCCAUCUUUUGUUCAUGUAGCGAUGACCCUUGAUUUUAAGUACUUGAGGGGCUCCAUAGCAGCAGUCCAUUCAGUAUUGAAGCACGCCUCCUGCCCGGAAAACAUCUACUUUCAUUUCAUCGCCUCCGAUUCCAGUUCAUCCGAGCUUAGAAAGAUCGUCGAAUCGACAUUUCCAAGUUUGGGUUUCGAGGUUUAUCCCUUCAAUGAAAUGCUUGUAAAGAAAUUGAUAUCAUCUUCAAUUCGUCAAGCACUGGAGGAGCCAUUGAACUAUGCAAGAAUUUAUUUGGCUGAGAUUAUUGAGCCAUGUGUUAACCGUGUGAUUUACUUGGAUUCUGAUACCAUUUUGAUUGAUGAUAUUCAGGAACUAUGGGGUAUAAAUUUGACUGGUAAAAGAGUAAUUGGUGCUCCUGAAUACUGUCAUGCUAAUUUCACCAAGUAUUUCACCUAUCAGUUCUGGUCAGAUCCGAUCCUUUCGCGAACGUUUGAAGGAAAGAAACCGUGUUAUUUCAACACAGGAGUGAUGAUUAUGGAUUUGGAGAGAUGGAGAGGAGGAGAAUACACCGAAAAAAUCGAGAAAUGGAUGAGAAUACAAAAGGAGAGAAGAAUUUACGAACUGGGUUCGCUUCCCCCGUUUUUGCUGGUUUUUGGAGGAGAAAUCGAGGCCAUGGAUCAUAGGUGGAACCAACACGGGCUCGGUGGAGACAACGUGGUGAAUAGUUGCCGGAGUUUGCACCCUGGUCCGGUCAGUUUGCUGCACUGGAGUGGGAAGGGGAAGCCGUGGGUGAGGCUUGACCUUGGUAGGCCAUGCCGGGUUGAUCAUCUAUGGGCAUCAUAUGAUUUGCACAGAACGAAACACCACCAGAAAUGGUGA
Messenger RNA from Fraxinus pennsylvanica, 1053 nucleotides. The record is from the annotation of a GenBank genome assembly. NCBI's taxonomy places the organism in Eukaryota, Viridiplantae, Streptophyta, Magnoliopsida, Lamiales, Oleaceae.